Messenger RNA from Laetiporus sulphureus 93-53, 1544 nucleotides. RefSeq names its product glycoside hydrolase family 5 protein. Gene Ontology annotation, molecular function: beta-glucosidase activity. Gene Ontology annotation, cellular component: cell surface; extracellular region. The record is from RefSeq and is a predicted model, not a curated record. The transcript has 15 exons. Lineage: Eukaryota; Fungi; Basidiomycota; Agaricomycetes; Polyporales; Laetiporaceae. Gene Ontology annotation, biological process: glucan catabolic process. Bases 33 to 1448 code for a protein of 471 amino acids.
CGGUAUCCCAGCGACCCAAGCAGUCUGUCAAGAUGCACGCGCUCGUCGGCCUCGCUGCGUUGCUCGCGUCCUCGAAGUACGCGUUUGCUGGGUACCUGCCAGACAAGAUCUACGGUGUCAACAUCGGUGGAUGGUUGGUACUGGAGCCGUGGAUGCUGCCUGCAGAGUGGGAAGGCAUGGGCGGCCAGAUCUGCGAUGACUGUUCGCAAUGUAUCGGGUCUGAAUGGAACUAUACGAAAACAUACGGUCAAGCAACCGCUAACGUAGAGUUUACAAAACACUGGUCUACCUGGUUCACCCAGGAGGAUGUGGACACGCUCGUAGCGGACGGUAUCAAUACUGUCCGGAUACCUCUCGGUUUCUGGAUCGUGGAGCAGAUCGUUAACAGGGAGACCGAAUUUUACGCGGAGGGAGGUAUCGUAUACCUCCAAUCAGGGCUCAAGAUGCUCAGCGACGCUGGAAUUCAGGUCAUCCUCGAUCACCACGCGUUGCCCGGAGUACAGACCAGCGACCAGUCAUUUACCGGAAACUGUACGGACAAUGUCCAGUUCUACGCGAGUCCGACUGCCUACAACUACGAGCGUGCGCUAAUUUGGACGGCGGUCAUGACGACCCUUGCACAUCUCGAUCCGAACUUCAACACAGUCUUCGCCAUCGAGGCGGUCAACGAGCCCAUCAUGGACGCAGACGAGACUCCCGGCUACGGCUAUUUCCAGAAGAACUUUGUUGACACAGUGCGCGCGGUCGAACUCACAUUGGGCAUCACCGUGCCAGGCAUGACGCUUGACACGUCGAUCACGACGACCAACUUCACCGCAGCGCUCGGCCAGGUUGCGAGCGCGACGACGAUCUUCAACACGAACGUCACCGAGGCGCUCGCCGCUGCGGCGCCGAUCCUGCUCGAGCUCGCGAUGCAGCUGUCCAUCCCGGCCAUCCUGGACACGAGCUUGGCAUUAGGCAUAACGUCGCGCAGCACGCUGUGGACGACAUUCAUGGACGUCGACUGGCAGUACGACGACCCACCGAACCCUGCGGAUGCUGCUAUUGGACCGCAGGGCUAUGACAAUCACCUCUACUACAGCUUCGGUGGCGUCGCUGACGCGAAUCCGACUGCCUACAUGGAGAGCAUCUGCAACCUGGACAGAGUGCAGGCGGAUGCCGUACAAGGCGACACACCGCUGUGGUUUGGAGAGUGGGGCCUUCCGACGCAGUUUGAUGCAACGGAUGCGUUCCUGUACAUGUGGGCGGACGCGCAAAAGCGCGCAUAUACCAAGGGCGCAGGAUGGAUCUUCUGGAACUUCAAGGUUGAGCAGUCGGAGCUCGCGGGGAACCUGUCCCGGCAGUGGCGAGUGUCUUACAUCGAGGGCGUGAAGCUCGGCUACCUGACGCGGAAUCCCGCCGACUAUCACAAUGCUAGCGUGUGCGCGCCUUACAUCGAGUCUUCCUGAGCGGGACACUCACACCGGGAAUGAAUUAUUUCGAUAUUCUAUGUAAACAAAAUGGGACGGGACAAUGACUACUGUACAUGUGUAGAUACUAUCACC